CUACAGGCCUGAGUUGUUACAUGUGACUCAUGAAAGCAGAGGAUAUUAUGUAGAGAUGCUCUCAGACAGUAUCAGAGGAGUUGGAGGCUCCUACACUCUCAGCCCUGCUGCUCUUAGACACACAGGGGUUUAUGUGUGCAGAGCAGAGAGAGGAGAGCCAGCCUAUCACACAGAAUUCAGCCAACCUCAGCCUCUCUGGAUCACAGGUCAUUCCCCUCCAUCCUCCCUGGCUGUCCAUCCCAAUAGAAAUCAUCAUUUUGAUCAUGAGUUUCUUUCCCUGAGCUGUGUGGGGAGCGUAAACUUAACUGGAUGGAGAUUGAGAUGGUUCAAAGGAUGGUCAGAGAAUAAAAUGUGUCCCACUGGUUGGACAGAAGCAGGAUCCACCUGUAGAACAGAAAAAGCAAUUUCAUUAGACAGUGGAAUUUACUGGUGCCAGUCUGAGUCUGGAGAGCAGAGUAAUCCUGUCAACAUCACAGUGACUGGUAAUGUGAUCCUGGAGAGUCCUGUCCAUCCUGUGACUGAGGGAGAUCAUCUGACUCUGCGCUGUAGAUAUCGCUACCAGCCAUCAAACAUCAGUGCUGACUUCUAUAAAGAUGGGACACUCCUGCAGACCUCCACCACAGGAGAGAUGACCAUCCCUGCAGUCUCAAAGUCACAUGAAGGCCUCUACAAGUGCAGCAACCCAGAGAGAGGAGAGUCACCAGAGAGCUGGAUCACCGUAAAUGGUAAAUCUGAAAUACUCCCAUACACACCACAUUCUGGGUCCUCUCUGCCGGUAACUGUGGGUGUUGUUGUUGGACUGGUGCUUAUGAUCGUGCUCAUCAUAAUCCUGGUUUUGCUGUUUCACUUCAAAAAGCUGAAAGCAGGUGUCAUACAAACACCUCCUGGCCAACAACAGCUCAACACCAGUCAGAAUCAGGACCUGAGCCAAUCUGCAGGAAAUGAAGGAGAUCAGACAGGAUAUGAACCACUGCACAGUGGAACCACAAAUGUGUAUGACACUGUCGGUACAGCUGACCUGAAAGAGGAAGGUGCCGCCACAGUAGGACAGAGCGAUGUGACAUAUGCCACCAUUGAUCAGAAGAGUACUUGUGACAACAUCAAAAAGAAGAGGACAAAAAAUGGAGGUAAACCAGAGCCAGAUAUAGUUUACUCAGAACUCAAAGCAGUGAAGGUCACAGCCAAAGUCAACGAGUCUCAAGUGGAUGCGGUUUACUCUGAAGUGAAGCACCCAACCUCUUCAGGUGUCUGAGAGCAUGGAGCAGAUUUCUAUAUUGUGAGCAUUGAUUCACUGCUGGUGAAAACAAGAAAUCCAGAUAAUAUAUAUUCUUACUUUUCGUACUCUAAGUAUAUUUUCACAGUGCUGUAUGUAUCACAGAGACAUAUUUUGAAAUACAGGCUACAUAUGAUUGCAUAAAAACUGUGUUCUUAAGGUUUUUUAAGCCGUUCUUUUUCCUUUAUCUGCUUUUUAUAUUUGAUCAUUUAUUUCAGUCUAUGGAGU
This is a messenger RNA of Alosa alosa (allis shad), 1501 nucleotides long. RefSeq names its product low affinity immunoglobulin gamma Fc region receptor II-like. The transcript has 11 exons. NCBI's taxonomy places the organism in Eukaryota, Metazoa, Chordata, Actinopteri, Clupeiformes, Clupeidae. Gene Ontology annotation, biological process: cell surface receptor signaling pathway. Gene Ontology annotation, molecular function: transmembrane signaling receptor activity. The record is from RefSeq and is a predicted model, not a curated record. Bases 56 to 1252 code for a protein of 398 amino acids.